Molecule: messenger RNA, 5514 nt
Organism: Cydia splendana
Lineage: Eukaryota; Metazoa; Arthropoda; Insecta; Lepidoptera; Tortricidae
Exons: 3
Coding region: 1-5514 (1837 amino acids)
Biological process (GO): DNA integration
Molecular function (GO): nucleic acid binding
Source: RefSeq, a predicted model, not a curated record
AUGUUGGCUAAUCCCGACACCGAUCUAGCACCUCCGCAGCCCCACAGCUCUGUUCCGCCAGGCGAUAGGGCACCUAGCGUACACACGGCGCAAAGCAAAUCGUCCCGUUCGUCGGCGACCGUGAAGGCACAAAAAGCCGCAGCUGAAGCGCUCGCCCUGCGCCGCCGCUUGGAACGAGAGCAGGAGCUUGCCGCCCACGAGCGCGAACGCGAGCAGGUGCUCGCCCAACGUGAGCGCGAGCGUGAACGUCACCUCGCGGAGUUGCAGCGGCUGGUUGAAGAGAGCGAGCUACAAGCCGAGCUCCAGGCUAUCGACGCCGACGCCGAAAGCAGCCGCGCUAGUCAUCGGAGCUCUACACGGGUGAGCGUAGAUAGAACCAAAAAAUGGAUAGAAAAUCACGACUUUGACACUUGUGUUAAUAAGGACAAUCCUGAAGUAGGAUGCGAGCAACGUUUCUCUGUUCCAUCUCCCGGCCUCGCGGUACCACCACCGAAGGCCACUCGGGUAUCUGCAUUCCCUAUUAACUCCCUCAAUCGCCAAUCAGAACCUGGAAUCGCCACCAAAGCGUCCGAGGCGGCCGGCUUUAGGCCCCCGCUCAUUCCCACGGAUCUUGGCCAACCUGUUCUCUUGCAAGCGGUAGCUGACACCGCGGCCGCAGCGAAGGCUCUCGCCUCAGCUUCCAGUGUAAAGAAACUGGAAUUACCUCAAUUUAUGGGUAACACGCUGCAAUGGUUACAAUUUAAACGCAUCUACAAUGUUACAAAAAAUAACUUUUCUCCUCUAGAUAAUAUUAAUCGGCUCCAUAAUGCGCUCCGCGGCCCCGCGCGUGACGCUGUGGCGGCACUCUUGAUGUCCACAGAGGACCCUGAAGAGGUCAUGCGCGCUCUCGAGGACAACUUCGCCCGCCCCGAGCUCAUCGUCUACAAAGAGGUCAAUGCAUUAAAAAACCUCCCACGCCUGGGUAAUAAUGACUUGAAAGAACUUGGAAUACUCUCUAAUAAGGUACGCAAUUCCAUUUCUACAAUAAAGUUAUUAAAUCAUUUGGAAUACCUGUAUUCUCCUGAGUUAUUUCACGCUGUAUUAGGGAAACUUAACCCUACAAUGAAAAUUCGGUGGACAGACUUCGCCACACUAGAUGGCACAGGACGUCCUAAACUUGAAAUUCUGUCUGACUUUUUAAAACGCGAGUUCGAUCAACAUAUUCGUUUCGGGUUGUCACCAGAGUUUAGUGCUACACAACCGCAACACAAUACCGAAAAAAUACAAAAGCGUGAAAGCGUUCACAAUAUUAAUGUGCAAAUUGUGCAAUCAAAAUCGUCAAUUAAAGGCGAUCGUACUAAAAAACAAGCCUGCGUAUUUUGUAACAAUGAGCACAAUAUUAAGGAUUGUUCAAAAUUUAAAUCUUUAUCUGUCGACGAACGAUGGCAGUGGUUACGUGAAGCAAAAGUUUGCUAUAGGUGUUUAAAGGCUAGUCCACACAAGUGGAAAGCGUGCCAGGUGAAGCCGUGCGGCGUUGACGGCUGCUCCUUUCGUCAUAACGCGCUUCUCCACCAACAGUCACCGCCGGCUCCGCUAGUCAACGUUCUUCACGACCAGGCAACAAACAAUGAAAUUGAUAAUUCAAUUAAUAUUGAAAACGAUACGUCACUUACUUCCUCUUACCAACCCACCGACGACAAAGUAAUAGUGUCUACUACCUCUACCGGCACACAAAAGUCUAACGUAAAAUUAGCUCUCCAUCCGCGCGCCCAUCUAAAGAUCGUACCUGUCACUGUCGCGGGUCCUACUGGAUCCUGUAACGUGUACGCGUUCCUUGAUGACGGGAGCACUGCAAGUCUUAUAGAUUCCAGUAUUGCCACGCGCAUAGGGUCGACCGAGCCAAAAGAGACCAUUACAGUGAAUGGUGUGUGCCAACUUCAAUGUCAGACUACUAUAUCAUAUGUCGAUUUUGAAAUUAGGGGUAGGUAUACAAAGGAAACGUUUUCAGUGAAAAAUGCUCGUUGCGUGGAUAAUGUAGGUUUGCGGACACAGUCACUCAAACGUGAAGCGCUUGAAUCUUUUUCACAUUUGACCGACGUAGCCGAUGUUCUUACAUAUGAAGACGCUACACCGACUAUUUUAAUAGGCGCCGAACAUUGGUACUUGUCAAUCCCCCGUGACGUUCGUGUUGGUGGAAUCAACGAGCCAGCCGCUGUUUUGACAGUACUAGGCUGGGUUUUGUAUGGCGUUGUUUCUAGCAAAACGAAGUUGGUUGAAUUUAUUAAUUACACACACGCCGACAUAAUUAAUGAUGAGAACUUAGAGUCUUUAAUCAAAGAACAAUAUAAACUCGACUCCAUAGGAAUUACUAAAACUGAAACGUUACAUAGCAAACAAGACCAGCGCGCAAUUGACAUUUUGGAAGCAACUACCAAACGAUUGCCCUCUGGUCGAUUUGAAGUAGGCAUGCCUUGGCGUGACGGUAUACAGCGUGUCCCUGAUAGUUACCCACAGGCGAUGUCACGUUUUUUGAGUUUGGAACGGCGCAUGUGUAAAGAGGUUGAGUUUGCUAAGGCGUACAACGCAUUUAUUAACAAUAUGCUAGCUAAGGGUUACGCAGAGGAAUGUGCGCCAGAUACUUACUACGGGCAACACAAUAAAAAUUCUGACAACAUGCGCCUCUACCUUCCACAUUUCGGCGUUUACCACCCUCAAAAACGAAAGGUUAGAGUAGUCCAUGACGCAGCAGCCAGGAAUGAGGUAGUUAGCCUGAACUCCUUACUGCUGUCGGGUCCUGAUCUGCUCCAGCCUCUGCUUAAAGUCUUGUUUCGCUUUCGGGAAAGUUGUGUUGGGAUAACCGCAGAUAUCAAAGAGAUGUUUCCUCAGGUGCGAGUUCGAGAUCAAGAUAGGGACGCUCUUCGAUUUCUGUGGAGACCCGAUAAGACAAUUGCCAUUAAGGAGUACAGAAUGACGUCUGUCAUCUUCGGUGCCUGCUGUAGCCCCUUUAUUGGGCAAUUUAUUAAAAACAAAAAUGCUCUUGAACAUGCUGAUUCGUACCCACAAGCCGUGGACGCCAUUUUGUUUAGUCACUACAUGGAUGACUACAUCGACUCACAAGAUGGCGUCAACGAAGCUGCUCAGUUAGCGGCAGACAUUAUCGCCGUGCACAACGCCGCCUGCUUUGAGAUGCGAGGAUGGAUCUCCAAUGAGCGAGAGGCUCUUAAACUUGUCCCCGAUGACCUUAGAGCCGCUCAGUCGUUGGAAAUCGACCUUGGAGAACUUACCAACAGCAUCCGAGCCCUAGGCAUAGCAUGGAAUCCUGCUUUAGACACGUUAGUGUUUCGCACCGGUUUAAUAGAAACGAUCCCUACUUCACUAACAAAACGAAAGGUGCUGUCACAUGUCAUGCGCGUUUACGACCCACUGGGUCUCUUAGGACCUAUAGUAGUUAAGGGACGAAUAUUGUUUCAACAGACUUGGAGAUCUAACAUCGAUUGGGAUACCGAACUCCCACAGACCGAAGCAUCGAAGUGGUUUGAAUGGUUUCAAGACCAUUUAAAGGUUUCUUCGUUAAAGAUUCCGCGUUGGUAUUCAAAGAUAAGAGGCUCGGAACCUUCCUACCGAGAACUGCACGUUCUUGCGGAUGCAAGUGAGCUCGCCUACGCUUGCGUUGCAUAUUGGCGAUUGGUGUACCCUGAUGGUAAUGUCGAGCUCACUCUCAUCGCAAGCAAAACGAGAGUCUCUCCUCUGAAACCGAUGUCUAUCCCGCGUUUGGAACUGCAAGCCGCUUUGAUAGCUUCCCGAAUCGCACUCGUUAUCAAGGACAGCCAUCGCAAAAAACCAAGGCGCACAUAUUUUUGGACCGAUUCGAUGACUGUCCUCCAAUGGUUGCGUAGUGAUACACGAGCCUUUAAGCCUUUCGUUGCCCACUGCCUCGGCGAAAUUUUGGAAAAUUCUGAUGUCAAAGACUGGCACUGGGUACCGACAGACUUGAAUGUGGCUGACGACGCAACUAGACUUCGCCUAAUUGAUUUGACGGGUUCACAUAGGUGGUUCUCUGGCCCAUCAUUUCUUUUAAAAUCCCCAGAGGACGGGCCCACAGAGCCACUUAAUGUCACACCAGCCCGCGAAGAACUUAAAUGUCAACCAAACGAGUUGGUGGGGCUGACCUCAGUCAACACAGUUUUGCCAACUCCAGUCACAGCAAAUUUACAUACAUCAAGCUGCCCGGCCAGGCCGGGUACAUCAAGCUGCGGCAAUUUUCGAUUCUCUCAAGAAUUCCACUACAUCGUCAACUCGAAACCGAUUCCUUCAAACAGCCGCCUCAUCAAACUAUCACCCUCUCUGGGAGAAGAUAAUUUAAUUCACUUGGCUGGAAGGAUAAAAGCCGUAGAAGACAUCGACCCUGAAUCACGAUUCCCGAUCCUACUCGAUGGUUGUCACCCGGUCGCACGGCUGUUAGUACAGUACUACCACAAACGAGCAGGUCAUGCGAAUAACGAAUACGUCAUCAAUGAACUAAGGCAAAGGUUCUGGCUUUUGAGGCUCCGAGAUACAGUCCGAUCAAUCGCUCACAAAUGCCUACUCUGCAAGAUUCGCAAAUCGAAGCCUAUGAACCCUGCCACUGGAGACCUACCACCUCAAAGGCUCGCUCACCACCAGCGAGCAUUUACAUUUACUGGCCUAGACUAUUUUGGCCCUGUCAAUGUUACUGUGGGCCGCCGCCAUGAGAAACGUUACGUGGCCCUGUACACAUGCCUCACAACAAGGGCAUUACACCUGGAAUUGGUACACAGCCUUUCUUCACACUCCGCCAUAAUGAGUUUGAGACGUUUCAUUGCCAGACGAGGUGUCCCAAAUACAAUUUACUCAGACAACGGGACCGCCUUCAUUGGAGCAAAUCGCAUCCUACGUCAAUUCUACUCAGAUGAUAUUCAAGAAGAAGCAGCGACAAGAGGAAUCAAGUGGAGUUUCAUUCCCGCUGCAGCACCGUCGUUUGGAGGAUGUUGGGAGCGCCUCGUUAAAACAGUGAAAGUGGCGCUGAGGGCGACACUUAAUGAAAGGUUUCCCAAGGAGGAGACUCUAGUAACGCUGCUGAUGGAAGCUGAAGCAAUCGCGAAUUCUCGCCCACUGACGCACGUUUCCACAGACCCAGAGGACCCAACCAGCCUUACACCUUUCCACUUUCUAAUUGGGUCUCCAUCAAAUCAAACCCUGCCAUCGACCUUAGAAGACCGUGACCUGUUCGGCCGCUCAGAGUGGAAGAAGGCGAUAAGGUUAUCGGACCACUUCUGGAAACGCUGGGUGCGUGAAGUAUUGCCGACAAUGCAAACACGACUAAAUGCAAAGGGAGAUCGUGGCCAGGAACUUCAAAUAGGAGAUGUGGUUAUUAUAGUGGAUGAAUCCCUGCCACGCGGAACAUGGCCAAAAGGAAGGGUGAACAUAUUAGUUACCUGGGAAAGAUGGCGUGAACAGGGUGGUGGAUGUUGCGACGGCUGGGGGUACAUUACGCCGUCCCCUCAAAAAACUUAUUAG